Cladophialophora yegresii CBS 114405 is the source of this 756-nucleotide messenger RNA. RefSeq lists its product as uncharacterized. Gene Ontology annotation, cellular component: spliceosomal complex. Bases 1 to 756 code for a protein of 251 amino acids. Gene Ontology annotation, molecular function: RNA binding. The record is from RefSeq and is a predicted model, not a curated record. Lineage: Eukaryota; Fungi; Ascomycota; Eurotiomycetes; Chaetothyriales; Herpotrichiellaceae. The transcript is spliced from 2 exons. Gene Ontology annotation, biological process: positive regulation of mRNA splicing, via spliceosome.
AUGAAGGAUGCUGAUGAUGAGUCCAUCAACACCGGCUCGAAUCUCUUCGUCACCGGGAUUCACCCGCGCCUCACCGAAACCGAUGUCUCCCGCCUCUUUGAGAAGUAUGGUGAUGUUGAGAACUGCUCUAUCAUGCUUGACCCCCAUACCAAAGAGUCCCGUGGCUUCGGUUUCGUCAAGAUGGUGUCCAACGAGCAAGCUGAGGCUGCCAAGGAGGGCUUGCAAGGCGAGGUCAUUGAAGGUCGCACUUUGAGCAUCGAGAAGGCUCGUCGUGCCCGUCCUCGCACUCCCACGCCAGGAAAAUACUUUGGUCCUCCCAAGCGUGGUGACUUCCGCGGCCCGUCGUCACGAGGUGGUUACCGUGAUCGCUACGAUGAUCGUCGUGGAGGUUACCCCCCGCGCCGUGAUGACUACCGUGGCGAAUAUCGUGGUGGCGACUAUCGCGGCGGCUCUCGAUAUGACGAUGAUCGACGUGGCUAUGGAAGCAGACGAGACGAUAGUUACGGCAGUCGCGGCAUCGAUCGAUACGAGAGCAGCAGCCGACGUGACGAUGGCUACGGCGGCGGUGGCGGUGGCGGUGGCGGCGGCAACUUCCGUGGCGGAGACAGAGGUGAUCGAGGUGACCGGCGUGAGUACUACGACCGCGCAGGUGCUGGCGAUCGUGGUGGCUACCCUCCUGCGGCCCGGGAUGAGGCCCCUCGUGAGUACGCUGGUGGCCGCGACUACGCUCGCGAUGAUCGCUACGCCGGCAGGUAA